GUCCUUUGCACCAGCACAUCGAUAACUAAAGUCAGCGGUUAUCGCCCUCUAGUCGCCUGCGUUUCUCAAACACGCCGUCUUCACCUCCUAUGGUCCUGCUCUUCCGGCCUGCACAAGCUGUGCCCACGCCGCGUCCCAUGCCAUCCACGGGCCUCAUUCCUCAUUGCUCCGUCUCCAUGAUUCAAUAACACUGGCUUUUUCCGUUGCUGUGGUUUCGGAACGGAUAGGCCCUGAAAGGAAAGCCAUUAUAUCGAGGGCCGGUUCCGGAACAGACCGCGACUGAAGAUUGACCUGACGGCUCGAAUCGCAACGGCUGUUGCGAAGAAUUAACAAAAAUGCCGGCGCUGGCGACCACCAACUUCAACAUCAUCCUCAGCGUACUGGGGGGGUGGAUCUCGCUGUUCGGCUUGGUCUCGUACCUCUGCAAAGAGAGCUUCUAUCUUUCCGAGGCCCUCAUCUCCCUCCUCGCCGGCGUCAGCCUCUCCCCGCACGCUGCCAACUUCAUCCGCCCGCUCGAUUAUGCCCUGGGCUCCGUGGAGAACCUCAACGCGAUCACGCUCGCCUUCUCCCGCCUGGUGCUCGGCGUCCAGCUCGUGCUCGCCGGCGUCCAGCUUCCCAGCCGCUACCUCAAGAAGCAAUGGAAGCCGCUGGCCAUCCUGCUCGGGCCCAUCAUGGCCGCCAUGUGGAUCGCCACCAGCCUGCUCGUGUGGGGGCUCGUUCCAGGGCUCAACAUCCUGCACGCGCUCGCCAUCGGGUCGUGCGUCACGCCCACAGACCCCGUCCUGUCCGCCGUGAUCGUCAAGGGCAAGUUUGCCGACCACAACGUGCCCAAGGAGCUGCAGCAGAUCAUCAUCGCCGAGUCCGGGGCCAACGACGGGCUGGGCUAUCCCUUCUUGUUCCUCGCGCUGUAUCUGAUCAAGUACAUCGGGGACGGCGGCGUGGCGGAGUCGGGCGGCGCGCGGGUGGCCAUCGGGCUGUGGUUUGGCGAGACCUUGGGGUACACGAUCCUGCUGAGCGUCGUGUACGGCGCCGCGGUCGGCUGGCUCGCCAAGGAGCUGCUGCACUGGGCCGAGGAGCACAAGUUCGUCGACCGCGAGAGCUUCCUCGUCUUCGCCAUCUCGCUCGCGCUCUUCAUCGUCGGCACGUGCGGCAUGAUUGGCAGCGACGACGUGCUCGCCUGCUUCAUCGCGGGCAACGUCUUCACUUGGGACGACUGGUUCCGGCUCGAGACGCUCGACGACUCGCUGCAGCCGACCAUCGACAUGCUGCUGAACGUGUCCGUCUUCAUGUGGUACGGCGCCGUCUGUCCGUGGGAGUCGUUCAAUGACAACGGUGUCGUGCCGCUCCGGCGGCUCGUUCCGCUCGGCAUCUUGGUGCUGCUGCUGCGGCGGCUGCCGUGGGUGUUGAUGGUUCACCGGUUCAUCCCGCAGAUCGAGGAGGUUCGGCAGGCCGUGUUUGUGGGCUUCUUCGGUCCCGUGGGCGUGUCGGCCAUCUUCUACCUCUACAUCACGCUUGAGUUCUUGCAGACUCUCGACGUAGAUGGCCGACCUCGGGCAGACGUCGCAAAGCUGCCCGAGGCGGUCACUGUCGUGGUGUGGUUCAUUGCUGUUUGCAGCAUUGUCGUCCACGGGUUGAGUAUCCCGUUGGGGAAGUUGGGUUUCUACCUACCCCGGACCAUCUCGCGCGGUGUAAUGUCGUCCUCUAGCGAGGGCCCCAGCGUCGUGGCCCCUUUCACGCUCGGUAGCAGAGUGAGCUCGUUUGCCAUCCGUCGCCGAUCCGGAGCAGACUCGGGGAACGAGCAGAGCGCCUCCUCGUCGUCGCGCCCCGUCUAUAGGAUUGGCGGCACCAUCAUCCCCAAGAGACAGGAGGACUCCACCGGCAAGCUGCCUGACCUGCGCGAAGGGGUGCAAACCAGCAACAACUCGUCAACCAGCGCUGUGGCGAUCGGCCAAGCGUCGACCAGCGCUGUGGCGAUCGGCCAAAGCUCGCCGAGCGGCGUUGGGCCAUCUGCUGAGGGCGCUGCGCCGUACUCGGGCCGGACUAUACGUUUCCCCGACGAGGCGCCUCUUUCCGGAGCCGCUGCGGCGGGUGCUGCGGUUCCUUCGGAGCCAUGACGAUGGUGGUGCUCGAUGAACCCGAGCCCCGACAGCGAGUGCAAGCUCACCAACGGGCUGUAUACACCUGGUAGCAGCGGCAAAUUCCAAGGUUUUGCUCAGGGGACUGGGUUCGGUGAACACUGUGACUAACAGAUAGCGUACGAACCUCGCCAAUUGUUACCUUUCACUUGAUCGCUUUUUCAUAUGGCGAGCGGUGCACUACCAUCAGCAUCAACGUUGCUCUACUUUGAACCUUCACUUUGCUGACCGCGGGACCGAUCCUCUGCUCACAUGAGGGAGAUCAGUUUUGUGGAAGUCUAGCCAACUCCUGUGUACGUGUCAGUCUCGGGGAAAUGAGAUGAACCGUCCUGCACGGUACCUGAACUGGUACCUGAAUUGAUGAGACGGUGUGGAUCCACAAGUGCAUCAAUCACUCCCUCUGAAAGUGGUCCACGGUAGUUGCCUAUUUGCCUUAACUGCUAGGGCAAUACCAGAUAGUUACGGAUAUCGUGCCUCCGUAAUUGCGGUCGCCACUCCUCUAUAUAAGGAAACAAGAAAUAGGUAGCAACAUGCCAUGCUCAGGGACGGAGAUCCGUGCUGGUGACGAGGCGUGCAACGCCGGCUCGUUUCUCUUUGUCCUCUGUUGUCGUUCAACAGACGGUGUGGAAGCCC
Molecule: messenger RNA, 2768 nt
Organism: Thermothielavioides terrestris NRRL 8126
Lineage: Eukaryota; Fungi; Ascomycota; Sordariomycetes; Sordariales; Chaetomiaceae
Exons: 3
Coding region: 336-2114 (592 amino acids)
Biological process (GO): regulation of membrane potential; sodium ion export across plasma membrane; proton export across plasma membrane
Cellular component (GO): plasma membrane
Molecular function (GO): sodium:proton antiporter activity
Source: RefSeq, a predicted model, not a curated record